Molecule: messenger RNA, 1864 nt
Organism: Cottoperca gobio
Lineage: Eukaryota; Metazoa; Chordata; Actinopteri; Perciformes; Bovichtidae
Product: SH2 domain-containing protein 4A
Exons: 8
Coding region: 588-1610 (340 amino acids)
Cellular component (GO): cytoplasm
Source: RefSeq, a predicted model, not a curated record
AGAGGCAGAGAGAGUGAGAGAGAGGGAGGGAGAUUAUGGAAUGCUGUGAUGUCAUCAGCCCAGUCAUACACACACACAAAGACAAGGAGGACCCACGGGCUCUGACUCUCUCAGCUUAGUUAGCAUUCUCUGCUGUGGAGCGGCUGUCUACAUCCCACUAUAUUCCAAUGAUGACCUCCAAAGACUAAGGAUACUAACACCUUAGUGGGGUGGGGACACUGUCAGCACAUCACUGAAAGGAAACUGGAUUUUGAGUGUGUGUGUGUGUGUGUGUGUGUGUGUGUGAGUGUGUGUGUCUGAGUGUGUGGUGUGUGUGUGUGUGUGAGUGUGUGCGUGUGUGUGUGUGAGAGAUUGUACCUUAUGUUCAAAAGCUCGUGUGUAAGGAUGAACAUGCGCCUUGAUUCAUGAAGAGGAGUUUAAAUAAGAGCGAUUUCUGGAUAAAGAAGCUGUGAAAGUCUUCUUCUGAUGACAUGAGACUAUAAACCAACACUGUCCACCUCAAGAAGCUGCUGGCCAAAGGACAGCGCCCCCUAUCUCCAACCGCUUGGCCAGGUGGUGCAGAGUUAACCCACCAUUCAGCUGCCAACAUGCUGCAGCAGAUUUUAAAGGACAUGUACAUUGACCCUGAUGUGCUGAAUGCUCUUAAUGAGGACCAGAAAAAGACUCUGUUCCUGAAGAUGCGCCAGGAGCAGGUGCGGCGCUGGAAAGAACGGGAGGAGAAAGUAGAGAGAGAUGGGGGGGAGGCUGAGUGCAAGCGAACAAAGCCAAAAAAAGCCAACAGUAAGAAUGUGAGCUGGCUGCUCGGCCGGGAUGGAGAUGUGGCGGUCAUCGUGAUCGGGGAGGUGGACGAGCUUUGCUCCAAAUUCAUCUCCUCAGGAUUUGUAGAAAAGAAGGCGCAGAGUCUUCAGAACAAUGCAUACCAUCAAACUAUCUUGAAGAGCAGAAAACCCACAGAACCUGUCAUAAGUGAGAGAGAGAACCUCCCUCCCAAAACACAACCUGGAAUUUCACUGAAUUUAAAGGGGAAGUGUGAGGAGACGAGCACGUUACUCCCUCUGCUGGUGUCAGUGAGUGAGCAUUCAUCACCUCCAGCAGCAGAAAAGGCCGAGUUGAAGUCAACCAGUGCGACUGAGGAGAAGUCAGUUCCCCAGCUCUCCAUCUGCUCCAGGCCUCCCAUGAGAGCCAGCCCUGUCAAUGUGAGACCAGCUUCUGCAAAUGCAGCACCAGGCUCUGUCAACACGAUACUCAGCCUCGCAAAUCUGAGGCUGGCCACCGCCGCACCGUCUCCUUCUACCAGCAGCACUGUCAAAAUAGACUCUGGAACAACCAAAGGGGGCCUUCACUCACAGGAACCUCAGAAGCCCCAGGAAUCACAGAGUGGGAAAGAUAUCAGCGCAUCAGGAGCGUCUCGAUGGGCUGCUUCGGAGGAGGCCGGGUCAUCAGGGAGCGCAUCAACCUGCGCAGGGCGUGGCCGGGUGGCUCAGCUGAUGAAAACCUUCAGCGCCGAAAGCACUGCACCCCCCACACAGACCCCCCCUCGCGCCAUCAAGCCUGCUCUCCCCACUAAACCCAGCCACUUGCGUCUAACGACCACGCCUACUGUCAGGUAAUCCUCACACACUGAUGCACAGACGACAGCUUCACGCGUCCCAGUGAUUCAAAUAAAGCCACACUGGACAAUGUCGGGCCCCUAACGUGGAGCCUCAGUCAGUGGGUUUAUGGGACGGAGAACUCCAAAGGUGAAAAAGAUGAAAAUGGUAAUGUUCACAAUGUUGCUAUAGACGGAAUCAGAGUUCCGGGCUUCCGGUGGAAUUGCAAUGCAUGCUGGUGUGGCGAGCGUAGAAAAGUGAGCACCAACUCUACA